AUGUCGGCGACAAAGCAUUACUUCCCCGAUACAGCGGCCAACACGCUGGUCCCGAGAGCGCUCCGUGCUCUCGUCUCGGCUAACCCCCAUCUCGUCCUCAACGAAGCCGAGCGCGUCGUCGCAAACUCUCAGAACGAUGCUUCGGCCGUCAGCAUCAUUGGCGGAGGUGGCUCCGGUCAUGAGCCGGCAUGGAGCGGAUUCGUCGGCGAGGGCCUCCUCUCCGCCGUCGCUUGCGGUGACAUUUUUGCUUCUCCCAGCACAAAGCAGGUUCUGGAGGCUAUGAGAUUAGCCCCCUCAACCGCCGGCGCGAUUCUUCUCAUCACAAACUACACCGGUGACCGACUUCACUUCGGUCUCGCUGCCGAGAGAGCGAAAGCCUCCGGUCUUUCCAACAACGUCGUUGUUCUUCCCGCCACAGAUGAUGUAUCGAUUGGCAGGAGUAGGAGCAGCAGGGUUGGCAGGAGAGGAAUGCCUGGCCACAUUUUCACCAUGAAGAUCCUUUCCGCUGCUGCCGCCGAGAAGUACUCCUUCGAACGCUGCGUGGACAUUGGCAGAGCAGUCAACGACCAGACGGUCUCAAUAGGCUCUGCCCUGGACCACUGCCACGUUCCCGGCAGACAGUUUCAGUCCCUUUCCCCCGACGCCUGCGCUCUCGGCGCCGGCAUCCACAACGAGCCCGCUCAACAGCUGCUGACUCCCUUCCCGUCUGUAAAGGACUUGGUCGAGAAGAUGCUGAAGCUGACGUGCGAUCCGACCGACCCCGAAAGGGCGUUCGUAAAGUUCGAGGCCGGCGACGAAGUUACGCUACUGAUUAACAACUACGGCGGUCUCUCCGUCCUGGAGCUGGGUGCUCUGACGGACGAGGUCCAGUCACAACUGGCGUCGACAUGGAACAUCAAGCCAUGCCGCACGCUGUCCGGCACGUUCGAGACCUCGCUCAACGCCCCAGGAUUCUCCAUUUCUCUGGUCAACAUUUCGGCUGCAGCCCGACAGUCGAGCGCAUCCGCCGCCGAGUUGCUGAACCUCCUUGACCGUCAGACGACCGCCGUCUCAUGGCCGAACAUCAUCCGCCAGGCCGCCGAUGCCAAGGCCAACGUUUCCGUCCAAUCGGACUCGAAAGCGAACGAGAACAUGCAGUCCGAUGUCCACAUCAAGGUCGACCCAGCACUGCUCGAGAAGUCCGUCAGGUCAGGUUGCGAAACCGCCAUCGCCGCCGAGCCCAAGUUGACCGAGUGGGACAUGGUCAUGGGCGAUGGCGACUGCGGUGAGGCUGUUAAGGGCCUCUGCGAAUCGCUCCUCCGCAACCUUGAUAACGGCGUUGCGAAGAGCGGCUCGGUGCUCGCUUUCCUCGAGUCUACAAUCGGAGCUGUGGACGACAUGGGAGGUACCCUAGGCGCCAUCUUGGGAAUUCUUCUGUCGGCUUUCUCUUCGUCUCUGAGGACUAACGCUCAAGCCGACGCCGCCGCCGCCGCUGCGCCAUCUGCUGCCCUCUACGCCAAGUCUCUGGCAACAGCCGUUGAGUCGUUGAAGUCGCACACCCCGGCAAGGGAAGGCGAUCGCACCGUCAUGGAUGUUCUUAUUCCCUUCACGGACAGCUUUGCCCAGACCGCCGACUUUGCUGCUUCCGUCAAGGUCGCUGCUGAGAAGGCGGAGGCGACGAGGUAUCUUAAGGCCAGGUUUGGUCGUGCUACCUACGUGGGAGAUGCGGCUGGACAGGAGUUGCCUGACCCUGGCGCGUGGGCUUUGUAUGAGAUCUUGUUGGGCAUGGCCAAGGGUCUGGGAAUCUCCGUAUAG
This is a messenger RNA of Colletotrichum karsti, 1794 nucleotides long. Its product is annotated as dihydroxyacetone kinase. The record is from RefSeq and is a predicted model, not a curated record. The coding region runs from base 1 to 1794 and encodes 597 amino acids. Lineage: Eukaryota; Fungi; Ascomycota; Sordariomycetes; Glomerellales; Glomerellaceae. Gene Ontology annotation, cellular component: cytosol. The transcript is spliced from 2 exons. Gene Ontology annotation, biological process: glycerol catabolic process. Gene Ontology annotation, molecular function: glycerone kinase activity; ATP binding.